Messenger RNA from Hippocampus zosterae (dwarf seahorse), 2737 nucleotides. It is a transcript of the gene fem1b, whose product is annotated as fem-1 homolog b. Bases 373 to 2265 code for a protein of 630 amino acids. NCBI's taxonomy places the organism in Eukaryota, Metazoa, Chordata, Actinopteri, Syngnathiformes, Syngnathidae. The record is from RefSeq and is a predicted model, not a curated record. The transcript has 4 exons. Gene Ontology annotation, molecular function: protein binding.
CACAACAAUAACAGCGCGCGUUUCAUCAGACGACCGGGAAGGAGAAGCUGCGAUUGUUUGCCUUUUAAAAGUGGCAUUUGCGGAGCUGAGCGGCUCCCUCCGUCGGGAGCUAGCAUCCGGGUUAGCCCGAAACCGUCGGCCGAGCGCCGCGGGGUGACGGAAGUGUCCUCCUCCGGCCGCUUUCUCCUCGCUCGGACGCUCAGCGCCACGGAGACGCCCGGCAGCUUUUCAUGCGGGCGCGGGAGUUCUUUCGGACAUUUUGAUGGGAGGCGGCUGGCCGCCGCCGGGUGGACGUCGCGGGCAGCACUUGCUCGCGAGGCCGGCGCGGAGGCGGCGUCGGCGGCCGCGGACACUGCGACGUUCCGGGCCCGUAUGGAGUCUCUGGCCGGCUACGUGCACAAGGCGGCCGCCGAGGGUCGCGUCCUCACGCUGGCCGCGCUGCUGCUUAACCACAGCGAGGCCGAGACGCGCUUUCUGCUGGCCUUCGUCAGCCAGCAGGCGGGCCAGAGGUCAACGCCUCUCAUCAUCGCCGCCCGCAACGGACACGACAAGGUGGUCCGCCUGCUGCUCGAGCACUACCGCGUGGACACCGAGCAGACCGGCACCACGCGCUUCGACGGCUACGUGAUCGACGGGGCGACGGCGCUGUGGUGCGCGGCGGGCGGCGGCCACUUCGAGGUGGUGCGCCUGCUGGUGGCUCACGGCGCCAACGUCAACCACACCACCGUCACCAACUCCACGCCGCUGCGGGCGGCCUGCUUCGACGGGCGUCUGGACAUCGUGCGCUUCCUGGUGGAGCACGGCACCGACAUGGCCAUCACCAACAAGUAUGACAACACCUGCCUGAUGAUCGCCGCCUACAAAGGCCACAGCGAGGUGGUGCGCUUCCUGCUGGAGCGCGGCGCCGACCCCGACGCCAGGGCCCGCUGCGGCGCCACCGCCCUGCACUUCGCCGCCGACGCCGGCCACCUGGCCGUGGUGGCCGAGCUGGUGCGGCGGCGCGCCGUCAUGGCGGCCAACGGCCACGGCAUGACGCCGCUGAAGGUGGCGGCGGAGAGCUGCAAGGAGGACGUGGUGGAGCUGCUGCUGGCGCACGGCGACUGCGAGCCGGCGCGCCGCGUGGAGGCGCUGGAGCUGCUGGGCGCCUCCUUCGCCAACGACCGCGAGAACUACGACCUCGGCAAGACGUACCGCUACCUGCGCGCCGCCAUGGACGAGCGCCGGCGCCACGCCGCCGUCAUGCCGGCCAAGGAGGCGCCGGCGCCGCCGCCCGUCGAGGCGUACGGCGGCCGGCCCGAGUGCCGCACGCCGGCCGAGCUGGAGGCCAUCCGGGGCGACCGCGACGCCCUGCACAUGGAGGGCCUGAUGAUCCGCGAGCGCAUCCUGGGCCCGGACAGCGCCGACGUGUCGCACCCCAUCAUCUACCGCGGCGCCGUCUACGCCGACAACAUGGACUUUGAGCGCUGCAUCAAGCUGUGGCUGCACGCGCUGCGCCUGCGCCAGCGGGGCCAGCGCAACACGCACAAGGACCUGCUGCGCUUUGCGCAAGUCUUCUCGCAGAUGCUGCACCUGAAGGAGCGACUGAGCGCCGACGCGGUGGAGCAGGUGCUGGGCUGCAGCGCGCUGGAGAUGAGCCGCAGCAUGGCGCGCGCCCGCUCGGCGCCCGAGGGCGAGCUGACUCAGGCGGCCGACAACUACGAGUCCAACGUCUUCACCUUCCUCUACCUGGCCUGCAUCGCCACCAAGACGCCGUGCGCGGACGAGCGGGAACGCGCCCGCAUCAACAAGCACGUGUACGACGUGGUCCGGCUGGACCCGCGAGCCCGCGGCGGCGCCACCCUCCUGCACCUGGCCAUCAGCUCCAGCACGCCCGUCGAUGACUUUCACACCAACGACGUGUGCGGAUUCCCCAACGCGCAGGUGACCAAGCUCCUACUGGACUGCGGCGCCCGCGUGGACGCGGUGGACGGCGAAGGCAACACGCCGCUGCACGUGAUCGUGCAGUACAACCGUCCCAUCAGCGACUUCCUGACCCUGCACGCCAUCAUCAUCAGCCUGGUGGAGGCGGGGGCGCACACGGACCGCGCCAACAAGCAGAAGAAGACGCCGCUGGACGAGAGCACCACCGGCGUGUCGGAGAUCCUCCUCAAGACGCAGAUGAAGAUGAGCCUCAAGUGCCUGGCGGCGAGGGCCGUGCGACGCCACCGCCUCGCCUACCGCCACCAGAUUCCCGCCAGCCUCGAGGAGUUUGUCGACUUCCACUGACCCCGGCUCGGCAAGUCCAUUUGAAUAUUUUUUUGGGGGGGGGGGGAAGAACUCCUUACUGCACUGCGCGCUAUGUACGAAAUGAGCAAAUGACGCGUUCUUUUUCCUAUCAAAUAUUUUUGAUGAUCCCGAUAUAUUGAUCUCAGGUCACAUCCCAAAAUCGCUUGCGUCGUUCUCCACCUCCAUAUUUGUUCAACGUUUCAACGAGAUUGCUUCUCGUCUUUGCCUCCAAAUCAGCCCGUUCGUUUAAAAUUCUUCAAAUUUCAGUUUCUCUGCACAAAGCCAAAGUGGGAAAACCGUUUUAAAAAAAAAUAUUUUCUCAGUUACGGCUUGUAACAACGCCGCCCAAAUGACACCAUCUCAAUAUUCGUGCUCGAUAGCGCCAUCUAUGAAAUUCAUUCAAAUGAAUUAUUUUUUGUUAUCAUGAUAAUUAGAGUCGAUGAGUAACACGGUGCUACUUAAAAAAAAAAGG